ACGGCGAACGGCAUAACGCUGAAUCACUUCCGGAAAAACGCACCAAUAAACGAUUAGGGGCGAGAUCCCGGAUGCGGAAGUGAAAAAGAUCCGCAUAAACAAAAUGGUGUACGUGUCCAACGGUCAAGUCCUGGACAGUACGACACGGUCGCCGUGGAGGCUGUCUUUCCUCAGCGAUCUCUUUUGGGGUGUAGUGGAGUUCAUCGGCCACUUCUUUCAGACCCUCAUCCAGCCAGAUCGGUCAAAAGAUGGCAAUCAAAGUUCAAUGUCACGCUUCAGUGAUGGAAGAGGUCCUCCAGGUUCUUUGGGGCGAAGACGUAUGGGAAGGAUAAACCACGGUGGAGGCCCAAGUCCUCCUCCAAUGGGUGGUGGAUGAGGAAGGUAA
Molecule: messenger RNA, 385 nt
Organism: Silurus meridionalis
Lineage: Eukaryota; Metazoa; Chordata; Actinopteri; Siluriformes; Siluridae
Gene: selenok
Product: selenoprotein K
Exons: 4
Biological process (GO): endoplasmic reticulum calcium ion homeostasis; calcium ion transport
Cellular component (GO): Golgi apparatus; endoplasmic reticulum membrane
Source: RefSeq, a predicted model, not a curated record